Durio zibethinus is the source of this 734-nucleotide messenger RNA. Its product is annotated as non-specific lipid transfer protein GPI-anchored 26-like. Gene Ontology annotation, molecular function: lipid binding. Gene Ontology annotation, biological process: lipid transport. The record is from RefSeq and is a predicted model, not a curated record. NCBI's taxonomy places the organism in Eukaryota, Viridiplantae, Streptophyta, Magnoliopsida, Malvales, Malvaceae.
AUGGCAGCUAGAAGCAUGAAUGGAGCAAUACUUGCAGCGGUCUUUAUAGUUGCAGCGACUUUAUGGACAGGAGCUGUGGCACAAUCAAGUUCAAGUUGCACCAGUGUGCUCAUUAGCAUGUCUCCGUGCUUGGAUUACAUACAAGGAAACUCAUCAACACCAUCUUCUUCAUGCUGCUCUCAGCUUGCUAAUGUUGUGAGGUCACAGGCUCAGUGCCUUUGCGAGGUCCUCAACGGUGGUGCCUCAUCAGUUGGUGUCAAUGUUAACCGGACUCAGGCAAUGGCUCUCCCAACAGUUUGCAAUGUUAAAACUCCCCCUGCUAGCCAGUGCAAUGCUUCUUCUCCCUCCGGCUCUCCAUCAGGAACAUCAAAUUCUCCUUCAGGUGGUGGUUCUAAGACUGUUCCAACAACAGGUGAUGGCGCAUCAGCUGGGAACUCCACUAAGCUGUCAUUUUCAAUGCUCUUCUUCUUGCUUUUCAUCGCGUCGACGCAGGCUUCAAGCUUUAUCGCCGUCUAAGCUACUCUGUCACAGUUUAGUAGAUACAGAAGGAUUGCAGUUUUUGAUUUAUUGAUUUUCAUGGUGUUAUUAAAUUAUUCGGAGGAAUAAUUUCUUGUGGAAUGUAUUGGUUUAUUACUUGAUUUUAUUCAGAUUUUUAAUAAAGAUGCUUUCCAUUUUCAUAAAUAAUGUAUAUCAUAUGCUUCAGAGUAAAUUAUCACUGGUCUACUAACCAGAAG